AUGUCACAGAUACACGCCAUGUCGGAUGACCAGGUCAACACGGAGCUGCGCAAGAUGACGGCCUUCAUCCGGCAAGAAGCGCUGGAGAAGGCCCGCGAGAUCCAUCUGAAGGCAGACGAGGAGUUCAGCAUCGAGAAGUCCAAGCUCGUCCGCUCCGAAACAUCUCGCAUCGACGAAGAGUACAAGAAGAAGUUCACACAGGCAGGCAUGAGCCAGCAGAUCACAAAGUCCACACUUUCCAACAAGACCAGACUGCGCAUUCUCAGCGCACGACAAGAGCUCCUCGACAAGCUGUUUGAGGAUGCCAACAAGAAGCUCGCUGAGAGCGCUACCAAGGACAAGGGCAAGUACGACAAGGUGCUCAAGGAUCUGAUUCUGGAGGGUCUUUAUGCGUUCGUCAACGAGAAGAAGGUUACUCUGAGGUGUCGGAAGAAGGAUGAGGAUGCAGUCAAGAAGGCCGCAGAGCAGGCCAAGCAGGAGUACAAGAAGAACAUGAACAACAGAGAUGUCGAGAUUGAUGUUGAUAGCAAGGAGAGAGUGCCGGAAGGAUCCGCUGGAGGCAUCAUUAUCCUCAACAGCACCGGCAAGAUCGACAUCACCAACACCUUCGAAGAGCGACUACACCUGCUCGAGACGGAUGCUCUGCCCGCUGUGAGAGCUACUCUCUUUGGCGAGAACAAGAAUCGUAGAUUCAAGGACUAG
Molecule: messenger RNA, 702 nt
Organism: Fulvia fulva
Lineage: Eukaryota; Fungi; Ascomycota; Dothideomycetes; Mycosphaerellales; Mycosphaerellaceae
Product: V-type proton ATPase subunit E
Exons: 2
Coding region: 1-702 (233 amino acids)
Biological process (GO): proton transmembrane transport
Cellular component (GO): proton-transporting two-sector ATPase complex, catalytic domain
Molecular function (GO): proton-transporting ATPase activity, rotational mechanism
Source: RefSeq, a predicted model, not a curated record